Molecule: messenger RNA, 1020 nt
Organism: Rotaria socialis
Lineage: Eukaryota; Metazoa; Rotifera; Eurotatoria; Philodinida; Philodinidae
Source: the annotation of a GenBank genome assembly
AUGUCGCGGCCAAAAGUUCUCUUUUAUAAUUCAAAAUCAUACGAUGUAGCAACAUUUCGUAGAGCGAGAGAAAAGUUCAAUGCGUACGACAAACUUCAUUUCACCUUUCUUCAAAGUAAAUUUAAUGAAGAAACAGCGAGUGAAGCUGCAGGAUGCGCUGGCAUUUGCAUAUUUUCUAAUGAAACUCUAAGCGAUUCACUUCUGGAAACAAUACAUAAACACGCUAGUUCGGUGAAAUUCAUAGCUGUACGUACACUCGGUUAUAAUGAUACUCACAAAGAAGCAAUGGAAAAAUAUGGAAUUAAAGUUGUUGGUGUUCCAAGUUAUUCACCAUAUGCAGUUGCUGAACAUUCAAUUGCACUUCUACUAUCACUCAAUCGUAAUAUGCAUCAUGCUUUCUUUCGUACGAAACAACACAAUUUUAGUCUUGACGGCUUAGUCGGUAUCGAUCUCUUUGGAAAAACAGUGGGCAUCAUUGGAACUGGUGCCAUUGGCAUGUGUGCUGUUAAAAUAUUUUUAGGUUUUGGAUGUAAAGUCAUUGCUUAUGAUAUUAAACCUGAUGAACAAGCUGCGAAAGAGAAAGGUUUCGUGUACAAAUCUUUGGAUGAAUUACUUCAGGAGAGUGAUGUCGUCUCACUCUAUGCACCAUUGAAUAAAUCGACGCAUCAUUUAAUUGAUAGUGUUGCAUUGAACAAGAUGAAACAAGGCGCUAUGUUGAUCAAUACAAGUAGUGGUGGUUUAGUCGAUGCUGAAGCAUUAGUUAAUUGUCUUAAAGCGAGCAAAUUACGAGGAGCUGCAUUGGAUGUUUAUGAAAACGAAAAAGAUUAUUUUUACAAGGAUUACAGUCAACGGGUUAUGAAUGAUGAUACAUUGGCACGUUUAAUUUCAAUGCCCAAUACUAUUGUUACAUCGCAUCAAGCGUUUCUUACUGAAGAAGCACUUAAAAAUAUAGCGGAAUCAUUAGUACAAAAGUUACUUGAAUUUUUCUGUGCAAGUUCAGAAGUCAAACCAUCAUCAUAA